AUGACAGUCGGUUCGAUUCUAGGGAGCUUGCAAACAGUGUGGGAGACGUGGAAUAUCCGAGGCUUAGUCAUGCUAAGCCUCUCGCUGCAGGUACUCCUUAUUCUUUUUGCACCCUUGAGGAAGAUAACCGCCAACGGGUGUCUCAUUUUCCUCAUCUGGUCGGCUUACUUGCUUGCCGAUUGGGCAGCUGCAUUUGCUGUCGGAAACAUUGCCAGAAGGCAAAGUGAUGGCAAGUCUGCUAAUGAAGAUCUCAUAGCAUUUUGGACCCCUUUUCUUCUGGUACAUCUCGGAGGACCCGACACGAUCACUGCCUUCGCUAUGGAAGAUAAUGCCCUCUGGCUCCGGCACUUGCUUAACCUCAUCUUUCAAGUUUCUGCCGCCAUUUAUGUCUUCUAUCAAACACUCCCCCAUAAUGAGCUACUAAUCCCGACAGUUCUGAUGUUUAUUGCUGGAGUGGCGAAGUAUGGGGAGAGGACGCGAGCGCUGUAUCUUGCCAGCCUGAAACGUUUCAGGGAGUCCAUGCUCCUAGAGGCCGACCCCGGUCCGAACUAUGCGAAGUUCAUGGAUGUGUAUUCUUCCUUGAAGAAAGCCAGGCUUCCAGCAAAAAUAAAGAUCAUUCCACCAACCAACAAGUCCCAAAUGGCAAUUUACGAGGCUGAAGAUGGCAAACUUGACGAGGCUAGCAUACUGAAACAUGGUUACCACUUCUUCGAGAUCUUCAAGGGUCUUAUUGUCGACCUCAUAUACACCUUCCAGGACCGACAAAUUAGCCGGGAAUUUUUCCACAAAAGAACAGCUGCAGAUGCAUUCCAGGUUAUACAAGUCGAACUUAACUUCAUCUACGAAGUCCUCUUCACGAAGAUGUUGGUAAAAAGUACUCCGUGGGGCUAUGUCGUCCGCUUCUUAACCUCAGGAAUUUUCGUGGUAGCUCUUGUUCUGUUCACCAGCUUAAAGAAGCAUGCAUUCAACAGAUUUGAUGUUUGGCUCACCUAUUGCUUACUAUAUGGAGCAAUUGCCCUCGAUGCAAUAGCUCAUUUCAUGUUCAUAUUCUCUGAUUGGAGUGUUGCUACUAUCCAAAACUCUGUCAUCCUCAACAAGCUCCUUAACAAAUACGUCUCCUUCAUGACUCGCAUGGACAAACCAACUACACAUCAGAUAGAGCCCGAUUUUGUAUAUGAGGUGUUCAAUACACCUAUAUUGUCUUGUCGGUGGUCUGAAACCAUUUGCUCUUAUAGCUUUCUAUCUGUUUGUCUGAAAGAGCGUCCGAUAAAAAUCCAGAAGCAGAAGGGUUGUAGCGGCUUUCUGUUAUAUCUCCUCAGACAAAUAGCGUUUUAUCUCGGUCUACCUUUUUGGGGAAUCCUCAGAUCAAGUUCUUUAUUCAUCAAUGCCAUCUCCCUUGGUUUGCAGAAGAUCUCUGAUUGUUUGUCAAAUAAAUUGGGUCUGACUGUAGUUCUUGAGGGACUGAAAUUCAGGGCUAUUUUAUCCUAUGUUUUUGCAAAGCAUCCAGAUACUGACCGCAAUCCAGAUGGUCAUUGCAGUAUGAUCAUUGGUAAACUCUGUGUCAUUCCCUUGUAUAUCCUUGGAUUGAAGAUAUCUUGCUUCAAAUGCAUUGUCCGGGCGAUUAAUGAUGGUUUUUAUUUAGCACUUAUCGCCCGCGCAUUGAUAUCGGCCGUUACUUUAGCUGCAGAAAGUGUUGGUCUUGAAGAAGUUCUCGAUUCGCUGAAAUAUGUGUCGAGGAACCCCUUUCCUAAGAAGUUGUGGGAGUUCAUAUUUGAUGAGCUCCAAGUUAAAUCAAUGAUCGCAGAAGACGUAAGAAUGGCGAGGAAGAUAUCCAAGGCUAAAGGUGAGUGGGUUCUCCAGCAUAGUGAGUGGAGUAGCGAUUGCAUGGCGAUAAUGGAAUGUAUUGAAGGUGCCGAGUUCGAUCGGAGCCUUCUAAUAUGGCACAUUGCUACAGAACUGUGCUACAACACAGACGAGAGCCAGAACGAUCCCAAUUUAUACAGGAAGUUCAGCAAGAUCCUGUCGGAUUACAUGUUGUAUCUUCUAAUCAAGCAACCUACGAUAAUGUCCAAUGUGGGGGGCAUCGGCCAGAUAAGAUUCCGAGACACAUGCAUGGAGGCGAAGAAGUUCUUUGCGAGGAGGGGAACACAGAAAGUCGGGAAACUGAAGGAUGCCUGCUAUGAAAUCAUUGCUGUAAUAUUUGGCCUUAUUUUGACCAAGAACUGGGAUGUGACAAUUGCUGUGGACACAAGCGCGGAGCCGAUCCUCGUGAAGGGAGAUUCAAGCAAAUCGGUCUUGUUCGAUGGAUGCAUCUUGGCCAAAUUACUGAGAGAGCGAACGCAAGAGAAGUGGGAGAUCAUGUCUAGAGUGUGGGUGGAGUUGUUGUCCUAUGCAGCAAGUCAUUGCAGAGCAGAGGCACACGCCCAGGUACUUAGUAAAGGUGGUGAGCUCGUGACUUUCGUUUGGCUCUUGAUGGCUCAAUUAGGCAUUGGAGAGCAGUUCAGCCCUGCUUGUGCAAAGCUCACAGACUGUACUGUUCUUGAGAGCGUGUUUGAUUACAUCUGA
Messenger RNA from Rhodamnia argentea, 2565 nucleotides. RefSeq lists its product as uncharacterized. The record is from RefSeq and is a predicted model, not a curated record. Bases 1 to 2565 code for a protein of 854 amino acids. NCBI's taxonomy places the organism in Eukaryota, Viridiplantae, Streptophyta, Magnoliopsida, Myrtales, Myrtaceae. The transcript is spliced from 3 exons.